AUGGCUUUGAGUGAUCCAGUGAAAGCUGAAGCUGCUGCUAUCAUUGGUUCCAAUGAGCCAGUGAACUUGAAGAUGGUGCUGCUGAACCAGCUUUGGUUGAAGCAUGGCCUUGCAUCCCACCAAGUUGUCCCUCCUGGCAAACUCCUGGUGCAUCCUAGUAACCGCGGUGGAGCAAUGCUCAAUGGGCAUGAUGUUUUAGCAAAGGGUGAAAAAUUGAUGAGCCAGGGGUUCAGACAGGAUCUCUUGGAAAGUUCUUCAGUGGCUUUUGGCCUGUCUAGCAAGGUGGCCAAAAGGCAAGAGCAAGUUGAAGCCAAUAGGGUGCUGGUGGAGCAAUUUCCUCAGGUUCUGGCACCUGUCCAAGGAGAUGAACUGUACUUGACAGUUGGAGCUUCACACAGCACCAGUUUUUUGAAGGCAAAAGCCAUGUGUGGAGUUUCGAAUGAAUCUUUGAAAGGCAUUUUGGAGAAUGGCUGGAAAUGGUUGAUCUUGUCUGAAUGCUUGGAAGAAAAUUUCCCUACACUGCCCUUGCUGUACUCUGCUGCAUUGAACAGCAGCAACAGUGCACAAGUGGCUGCCACUGAGUUGGAAUGCUUGGCCACCAUCAGUAAAUAUAUCCAGUUGGGAAAGACAUUGGAAGCUGCUGUGGCCCAGACUGCCAUGGGUGAGCCUCAAUGCAAAGACUAUUUGGAUGAAAUAGCACACUUUGCUAAAUUGUACACUGGGGGAGAGCAGAUGCCCUUGGCAACCUUUCUGGUUGCUUUUAGCAAACAAUUUGGAGAAAGCGCUUUGCUGGGUGAAGAGUUCAUGAAGCUGUUGACUCACUAUGACUUCAAGGUCAGUGGCAAUUUAUUGCCAUGCUUCAGGGUGGCUGUGCUUGCUGCUCAGUUGACAUCCAGCAAGAUUGUGGACAAGAUCAGCAAGCUGUUGGUGAAGAGUGAUUUUGAUCGCUUGAAAACAAAAUGCAAAGCUGAGCUCCAAGAUGCAGAGAAAUUGCUAGCAAACAGUUGGUCUUUAGUGGAAAAGGCCAAACACUUGGAAGAGCUGAAGAGGCUGCAUGUUUUUGGUCGUCUUUGUAUCAGAGUGGUGCUUUUCAUUUGCCAGAAACAAAAAAUGGGCAGGGAGAGCAAGACCUGGAAAUCUUUGGAAGACAUCAGAGACCAAUUUGCUUCUGAAAUGCUUUGCCCUCCUGACAUCUCCAGUCAGGACAGUGGUGAUGCACCAAGUCCUGGUGCAGCAGGAAGCCAGGAAGCUUUCCAAGACUUGUUGCAGCCUGAUCCUGUUGCAGUGGCAUUGCUGCAGAACCAACAUCUGGAGAUUGGGAGCAAUUACCAGAAUCCCAAGGUGGGCAGCACCAUUUAUCAGCUCAUGGAAGUGACCCUUGCUGGAGCUAAGUUUGAACAUGUACCACUGGUUGGGGCUGCUGAUACCUUGGUGGUGCCUUUGGGAGAUCAAUUGAAAGAUUGGAGAAAAAGCAAGAAGACUAUGCAAAUUCUAUUGGCUGAUGACAUUGCGGAAAAGCAGCUGGUGUACAAGCACCCUGGUAUCCAAGAAAGCAUCCAAUUGCAUUCAACCCAGGACCAGGACAAAGACAAGGUGAAAGUCAUGGUGGGAAAAUUUGGAGUGAAUGCCCACAAGAUGAUCUCUGAAUUUGACAAGGUGGAUGACAAAACUGUACUUGUACCAUUUUGGUAUGUGAAGCCCACCAUGGAUGAGGAGUUGGUCAACAUGCAAUUGGAAAAGAAACAAUGUGGCAGCUUGGAGCUGCCUUGCUAUGUGAAUACCAAAGAUUUGGAGCCAGGAGAUUUGCUGUUGUGUGAGUCAGAGAUGUUGGCCAAGAAAAGAAAAAAGAAGGAAGGAGAGUCAGGCAUCAAUGUGGUGAUCCCUGAAGAUUUGCUGCUGACCAAUGCUGAAAACCAGACCUUUCUGAAGCUUCGACCUUCUCACCACAGCAUAACCAAGCUGGUGUGUCCUGAUUGCAAGAAAAAGAAUUUGUCCUUGUCAGCAGGACCAAGGCUCAUGAAUUUGGUGUCCUUGGUACAUGCCCAAAGCUUGGAGAAGGAGACCAUGGCUGAAGGCCAAGAAGAAGGUGCUGAGUCAUUGUUUGGAAGUGAAGAGCAGAGACCAAAGAAGAAGCAGAAGAAAGAAUGUGGGAACUUAUCAGAGGCAUCUGUUGUGGUGACUUUGCCAGAUGACUUUGGAAGUUUGACUGCCAUGUGGCCUUCCAGCAAGCAUGCUGAUGUGGCUAUCCUUCUAGAAGCUUCCAAUGUGCAGAAAUGUUUGGAAUAUUUGGAAGCUGACUGCUCCACAUGUGCAGAAGGUGCAAAGAGAUCUUACAACAAGAGCAUCUCGAAAGUGCUCACUGGGACCUGGAAGUUGGCAGACUUCAUGGUCAAUGGGACCUAUCCCUUGAAGAAGGUGGACCAGGACCUUUGGAUGUGGUACACCAAGCAUGGGCCCAAGCAACCCUGCUGGUAUGUGAGCGAUCACUAUGUGGAGGAUGGUGGCAGCUGGAGCAAUCUGAGGUGCUUGGCAAGGAUUGCAGAUGUCAACAUGUCUCCCUCUGGUGACAUCUUCGUACCGCACCAGAGCCAGACAGCAGCCAAUUGGAUCCUGACUGGAGCUAGUGUCUUUGUCCCCCAGAUGACUUACUCACUCCUGCAAAGGUAUGAAGCUGUGCUGCGACAGAACCAGGAGCUCAAGGUGGAGAACACAAACUUGAAGCAGGAGAAUGAAAAGUUGAAGAUGCAGGCUGAUCAACUGCAGUUGGAACUGCAACACCUUGAGAAGAAGCAUGGCCAGGACUUGCUGGAGCCUGCACCAUCUUCUGUUUGUGCUGAAGGUAAGGGCAUGCCAUUAUUGCAACCUCCUCCUCCUCCAAGAGUGCCAGAUCUUGGGCCUUAUGGCAAAGGUAAGCCUGCUGAGGAAGGUGAGCAGGGCAAGGGAAAGUCUUCACCCUCUGCCCAGUGGAUUGCAGGUCAGUCUGGAGCCAAAGCCCCCACUGGAUGGAAGAACUACAUGGCUUACAUCCAGCAGGAUUGGCAGAAGGCAGAGCAGCUGGAGCUUCAAGAUGUUGAGAAGUUGCUGGCUUUCAAGAGUGCACCUGCACUACAAGAGAGUUUGUUGGUAGCUUUGCUGAAGAAGAUUGACUGCAGCACCAAUUUGUUGGCAUCUGAUUAUGUCAGCAUGCUGGAGGCUAUCACAAAGAGUUCUUUGGAAGAUACCAAGAAGCAAUGGCUUCAAGACAAAAUCAUGGAAAGAGCUGCUGAAGGAGGAGAAGGAUCCAAGGGAAGCAAGAUAGUGAAAAGCCCUCAAAGCUUGGUGAAUGUUCCUGCCUACCUGACAGAAGCUGAGAUCCAGCAACUUAUGACUGGAGAGAUUACCAAAGCUCCACACUUGAUUGUACAAAGGCUGAGGUUGUUGGGAUUGACUUCCAUCAAAGAAGAUACCAAAAGGUAUUGUGUGGCCUUGCUAGUGCAAUCUAUGUUGUGGCAUGGGAUGCAGAUGCCAGAUGGUGAUUACACCUACAUGCUGGCUACGCAAUUCACCAGCUUGUUUCAAGCCAGCAAAAUUCAAUCCAAAGUUGCACCUCUGAAGGUUUACCCAGAGCUGCCCACAGACCUUGGACAAGAUUGGUUAGGGAAAGUCUAUGGUGAAGAAAAGCCAAGUCUCAAAACUUUGCCUCAACUCCCAGAAAUUGCCAGUCAGGUAUGUGUCAGAAGCACAAACUCGAAUUUGAGCAAGAAUUCCAGGACAAGAUUGCAAGGGAAGCAAUCUUCUUCAGCUCAUGGAUUCCCUGCUGACUUCAUGCAGGCUUUGAGAUAUUUGGUACACAAGCCCUUGGCAGAGCCUUCAGCUUCUUCUGCCCAAGGCAUGAAGCUGACCUUCUUCAACCAGCAGGCCAGUCCAAAGAAAGCAUUGCCAUCCAGUGUGAGUGCAUUGGACAUCAUGAAAGAGAAGCAACAGAUGGGCCAGGCAUCCUCACCUCCAAAAAGGGCAUUGGCAUUGACCAAUGAGCCUGGAAAGAAUGGCAAGCCUUUGGACCAAGAGAAUGUGAACCAAGAAAAAAACAAUGAAGAAAGCAAUGAUGACUGUGGCAAGCUCCUCGAUGUUGGUGAGCAGAAGCGUCGGCUUCAAAGCUGGGGUAGCGUUCCUCGGAUGUUCGAAAAGAAAUCCUCGGCCAGCUCGAAGUUGUAUGUGUGCCAACUGCACGCUGAAGCGGACAUGAAGUCUGCCUUCUGCUUCUUCUCGAGCAACUGUGGCUUGGUCACGUUUAAACCACACGCCAUGGCUUUGAGUGAUCCAGUGAAAGCUGAAGCUGCUGCUAUCAUUGGUUCCAAUGAGCCAGUGAACUUGAAGAUGGUGCUGCUGAACCAGCUUUGGUUGAAGCAUGGCCUUGCAUCCCACCAAGUUGUCCCUCCUGGCAAACUCCUGGUGCAUCCUAGUAACCGCGGUGGAGCAAUGCUCAAUGGGCAUGAUGUUUUAGCAAAGGGUGAAAAAUUGAUGAGCCAGGGGUUCAGACAGGAUCUCUUGGAAAGUUCUUCAGUGGCUUUUGGCCUGUCUAGCAAGGUGGCCAAAAGGCAAGAGCAAGUUGAAGCCAAUAGGGUGCUGGUGGAGCAAUUUCCUCAGGUUCUGGCACCUGUCCAAGGAGAUGAACUGUACUUGACAGUUGGAGCUUCACACAGCACCAGUUUUUUGAAGGCAAAAGCCAUGUGUGGAGUUUCGAAUGAAUCUUUGAAAGGCAUUUUGGAGAAUGGCUGGAAAUGGUUGAUCUUGUCUGAAUGCUUGGAAGAAAAUUUCCCUACACUGCCCUUGCUGUACUCUGCUGCAUUGAACAGCAGCAACAGUGCACAAGUGGCUGCCACUGAGUUGGAAUGCUUGGCCACCAUCAGUAAAUAUAUCCAGUUGGGAAAGACAUUGGAAGCUGCUGUGGCCCAGACUGCCAUGGGUGAGCCUCAAUGCAAAGACUAUUUGGAUGAAAUAGCACACUUUGCUAAAUUGUACACUGGGGGAGAGCAGAUGCCCUUGGCAACCUUUCUGGUUGCUUUUAGCAAACAAUUUGGAGAAAGCGCUUUGCUGGGUGAAGAGUUCAUGAAGCUGUUGACUCACUAUGACUUCAAGGUCAGUGGCAAUUUAUUGCCAUGCUUCAGGGUGGCUGUGCUUGCUGCUCAGUUGACAUCCAGCAAGAUUGUGGACAAGAUCAGCAAGCUGUUGGUGAAGAGUGAUUUUGAUCGCUUGAAAACAAAAUGCAAAGCUGAGCUCCAAGAUGCAGAGAAAUUGCUAGCAAACAGUUGGUCUUUAGUGGAAAAGGCCAAACACUUGGAAGAGCUGAAGAGGCUGCAUGUUUUUGGUCGUCUUUGUAUCAGAGUGGUGCUUUUCAUUUGCCAGAAACAAAAAAUGGGCAGGGAGAGCAAGACCUGGAAAUCUUUGGAAGACAUCAGAGACCAAUUUGCUUCUGAAAUGCUUUGCCCUCCUGACAUCUCCAGUCAGGACAGUGGUGAUGCACCAAGUCCUGGUGCAGCAGGAAGCCAGGAAGCUUUCCAAGACUUGUUGCAGCCUGAUCCUGUUGCAGUGGCAUUGCUGCAGAACCAACAUCUGGAGAUUGGGAGCAAUUACCAGAAUCCCAAGGUGGGCAGCACCAUUUAUCAGCUCAUGGAAGUGACCCUUGCUGGAGCUAAGUUUGAACAUGUACCACUGGUUGGGGCUGCUGAUACCUUGGUGGUGCCUUUGGGAGAUCAAUUGAAAGAUUGGAGAAAAAGCAAGAAGACUAUGCAAAUUCUAUUGGCUGAUGACAUUGCGGAAAAGCAGCUGGUGUACAAGCACCCUGGUAUCCAAGAAAGCAUCCAAUUGCAUUCAACCCAGGACCAGGACAAAGACAAGGUGAAAGUCAUGGUGGGAAAAUUUGGAGUGAAUGCCCCCAAGAUGAUCUCUGAAUUUGACAAGGUAGAUGACAAAACUGUACUUGUACCAUUUUGGUAUGUGAAGCCCACCAUGGAUGAGGAGUUGGUCAACAUGCAAUUGGAAAAGAAACAAUGUGGCAGCUUGGAGCUGCCUUGCUAUGUGAAUACCAAAGAUUUGGAGCCAGGAGAUUUGCUGUUGUGUGAGUCAGAGAUGUUGGCCAAGAAAAGAAAAAAGAAGGAAGGAGAGUCAGGCAUCAAUGUGGUGAUCCCUGAAGAUUUGCUGCUGACCAAUGCUGAAAACCAGACCUUUCUGAAGCUUCGACCUUCUCACCACAGCAUAACCAAGCUGGUGUGUCCUGAUUGCAAGAAAAAGAAUUUGUCCUUGUCAGCAGGACCAAGGCUCAUGAAUUUGGUGUCCUUGGUACAUGCCCAAAGCUUGGAGAAGGAGACCAUGGCUGAAGGCCAAGAAGAAGGUGCUGAGUCAUUGUUUGGAAGUGAAGAGCAGAGACCAAAGAAGAAGCAGAAGAAAGAAUGUGGGAACUUAUCAGAGGCAUCUGUUGUGGUGACUUUGCCAGAUGACUUUGGAAGUUUGACUGCCAUGUGGCCUUCCAGCAAGCAUGCUGAUGUGGCUAUCCUUCUAGAAGCUUCCAAUGUGCAGAAAUGUUUGGAAUAUUUGGAAGCUGACUGCUCCACAUGUGCAGAAGGUGCAAAGAGAUCUUACAACAAGAGCAUCUCGAAAGUGCUCACUGGGACCUGGAAGUUGGCAGACUUCAUGGUCAAUGGGACCUAUCCCUUGAAGAAGGUGGACCAGGACCUUUGGAUGUGGUACACCAAGCAUGGGCCCAAGCAACCCUGCUGGUAUGUGAGCGAUCACUAUGUGGAGGAUGGUGGCAGCUGGAGCAAUCUGAGGUGCUUGGCAAGGAUUGCAGAUGUCAACAUGUCUCCCUCUGGUGACAUCUUCAUACCGCACCAGAGCCAGACAGCAGCCAAUUGGAUCCUGACUGGAGCUAGUGUCUUUGUCCCCCAGAUGACUUACUCACUCCUGCAAAGGUAUGAAGCUGUGCUGCGACAGAACCAGGAGCUCAAGGUGGAGAACACAAACUUGAAGCAGGAGAAUGAAAAGUUGAAGAUGCAGGCUGAUCAACUGCAGUUGGAACUGCAACACCUUGAGAAGAAGCAUGGCCAGGACUUGCUGGAGCCUGCACCAUCUUCUGUUUGUGCUGAAGGUAAGGGCAUGCCAUUAUUGCAACCUCCUCCUCCUCCAAGAGUGCCAGAUCUUGGGCCUUAUGGCAAAGGUAAGCCUGCUGAGGAAGGUGAGCAGGGCAAGGGAAAGUCUUCACCCUCUGCCCAGUGGAUUGCAGGUCAGUCUGGAGCCAAAGCCCCCACUGGAUGGAAGAACUACAUGGCUUACAUCCAGCAGGAUUGGCAGAAGGCAGAGCAGCUGGAGCUUCAAGAUGUUGAGAAGUUGCUGGCUUUCAAGAGUGCACCUGCACUACAAGAGAGUUUGUUGGUAGCUUUGCUGAAGAAGAUUGACUGCAGCACCAAUUUGUUGGCAUCUGAUUAUGUCAGCAUGCUGGAGGCUAUCACAAAGAGUUCUUUGGAAGAUACCAAGAAGCAAUGGCUUCAAGACAAAAUCAUGGAAAGAGCUGCUGAAGGAGGAGAAGGAUCCAAGGGAAGCAAGAUAGUGAAAAGCCCUCAAAGCUUGGUGAAUGUUCCUGCCUACCUGACAGAAGCUGAGAUCCAGCAACUUAUGACUGGAGAGAUUACCAAAGCUCCACACUUGAUUGUACAAAGGCUGAGGUUGUUGGGAUUGACUUCCAUCAAAGAAGAUACCAAAAGGUAUUGUGUGGCCUUGCUAGUGCAAUCUAUGUUGUGGCAUGGGAUGCAGAUGCCAGAUGGUGAUUACACCUACAUGCUGGCUACACAAUUCACCAGCUUGUUUCAAGCCAGCAAAAUUCAAUCCAAAGUUGCACCUCUGAAGGUUUACCCAGAGCUGCCCACAGACCUUGGACAAGAUUGGUUAGGGAAAGUCUAUGGUGAAGAAAAGCCAAGUCUCAAAACUUUGCCUCAACUCCCAGAAAUUGCCAGUCAGGUAUGUGUCAGAAGCACAAACUCGAAUUUGAGCAAGAAUUCCAGGACAAGAUUGCAAGGGAAGCAAUCUUCUUCAGCUCAUGGAUUCCCUGCUGACUUCAUGCAGGCUUUGAGAGAUUUGGUACACAAGCCCUUGGCAGAGCCUUCAGCUUCUUCUGCCCAAGGCAUGAAGCUGACCUUCUUCAACCAGCAGGCCAGUCCAAAGAAAGCAUUGCCAUCCAGUGUGAGUGCAUUGGACAUCAUGAAAGAGAAGCAACAGAUGGGCCAGGCAUCCUCACCUCCAAAAAGGGCAUUGGCAUUGACCAAUGAGCCUGGAAAGAAUGGCAAGCCUUUGGACCAAGAGAAUGUGAACCAAGAAAAAAACAAUGAAGAAAGCAAUGAUGCACUUCUGAUGAGCAAACCUCUGGAAGAUUUGGGUUUGCUAAGACCUGCCACUGGUUAUGUGCAUGACUGGAUGCAUGCCUUAUGCUCCAAUGGAGUUCUUUGCUACAUCAUGCAGUGGGCCCUGGCAUUGCCCAAAGCCAUCACCUUUGCCAAGCCAGCAAUGCUGCCAGAAUGA
This is a messenger RNA of Cladocopium goreaui, 8547 nucleotides long. NCBI's taxonomy places the organism in Eukaryota, Dinophyceae, Suessiales, Symbiodiniaceae. The record is from the annotation of a GenBank genome assembly.